Messenger RNA from Coregonus clupeaformis (lake whitefish), 3211 nucleotides. It is a transcript of the gene tpm2, whose product is annotated as tropomyosin 2 (beta). Gene Ontology annotation, cellular component: actin filament. Gene Ontology annotation, biological process: muscle contraction; actin filament organization. NCBI's taxonomy places the organism in Eukaryota, Metazoa, Chordata, Actinopteri, Salmoniformes, Salmonidae. The coding region runs from base 197 to 1051 and encodes 284 amino acids. Gene Ontology annotation, molecular function: actin filament binding. The transcript has 9 exons. The record is from RefSeq and is a predicted model, not a curated record.
UAUUGGGCUCUGGACAGAAUUCCAGCCUCCCUUCCUCCCUACCCAAUCUAGACUAGCUUUGUCUCAUCACUCAGCUCAAGGUGCUGCUCCUGUGAACGUCAGUCCUCUGUCCUCUGUGUGGCUCGUGCGCGUCUGUCGAGAGUACCAACUCUGAACCCUUUUCGCCAGUUAUUAGGAGAAAAAAACAACAGUAACCAUGGAAGCCAUCAAGAAGAAAAUGCAAAUGUUGAAACUGGAUAAGGAGAAUGCUAUUGAUCGGGCAGAGCAAGCAGAAGGAGACAAAAAGGGGGCAGAGGACAAAUGCAAACAGCUGGAAGAGGAGUUGCUGGCCCUGCAGAAGAAGCUCAAGGGAGUGGAGGAUGAGUUGGAUAAAUACUCCGAGUCGCUGAAGGACGCCCAGGAGAAGCUGGAGCAGGCGGAGAAGAAGGCCACAGACGCAGAGGCUGAGGUGGCUUCCCUGAACAGGCGUAUCCAGCUGGUAGAGGAGGAGUUGGACAGGGCCCAGGAGAGACUGGCCACUGCGCUGCAGAAGCUGGAGGAGGCAGAGAAGGCUGCAGAUGAGAGCGAGAGAGGAAUGAAGGUGAUCGAGAACAGGGCGUCAAAAGACGAGGAGAAGAUGGAGAUCCAAGAGAUGCAGCUAAAGGAGGCCAAGCACAUUGCUGAGGAGGCUGACAGGAAGUAUGAGGAGGUGGCCCGUAAGCUGGUGAUCCUUGAAGGUGACCUUGAGCGCUCUGAGGAGCGUGCUGAGGUGGCUGAGGCUCGAGUCAGGGAGCUGGAGGAAGAGCUUAGACUCAUGGACCAGAAUUUGAAGUCCAUGAUGUGCGGAGAGGAUGAGUACUCACAAAAGGAGGACAAAUACGAAGAGGAAAUCAAAGUUCUUACUGACAAACUUAAAGAGGCUGAGACCCGUGCUGAGUUUGCAGAGAGGUCUGUGGCUAAGCUUGAGAAGACCAUUGAUGAUUUGGAAGAGAAACUGGCUACAGCUAAAGAGGAGAACUUAGACAUGCACCAAACCCUGGACCAAACCCUCCUGGAGCUCAACAAUCUAUAAAGAGAGCUCCGUCUGUCUGGACCGACGAACAACAGUCCUAAAACAAAGAAAAACGCAAAGCUUUUAUAAUGCUCAUUUGAUACACACUUGACCAAAUCCUUUAGUUGACUUGCCCCUUUGGGAACAGGACAGUCUUCACUUGGCUUUAAUAGUAGCAAAAGGCUUAUGAACAAGGCAUUCCGUUUUAGUUAAUAUGAGGGUCUUUUGCACACAUGCUAAUUAAUGGCAAACGCAUGCUGGCUACAGAAGUUAACAUGGUUCAGUAAAUCAGCAGAACAACUAGUUGAACAGCAUAGAGUUGUAUGCUACUGAGGUUGCUGUUUGUAUUUAGCAUGUGAUUUGAGUCUUAAAGUUGACGUCUAUUUUCUAAUCUGACCUCUGAGGCCUCCUUGAAGAAAUGAAAUUCCAUUUGCUUUGAUGUUACCCCCAAAUCAAUUUAUUGUUAUUUUUUUGUAUUAAGUUUUUUUGUAAUCCUUCGAAACAAAUGGUAAACAUAUUCCUUACUUACUGUUUGGUAAGAUCAUGUGCCACUCACUGUUUAAAUUAAUACAGUAUAUUAUUUGUGUAGAACUGACCCAAACAGGGAAAAAGACUAGCUUUCAAAUUUAAUUUCCUCUACAUAAUAUUUUGACUAUAUAGGAUAAAUAGCAGUUUGUUAAAUGUACGUUUAGGUUAGUUUAUAUGGUUCAAAAUUACUAGCAAAGGUAUCAAAUUAAUGUAAUACAAACUAAAUACAAUAGGGACAUUUUACUUCAUUUAGACCAAUAUGUCUUACACAGGAUUCUUUUGACUAAGUUUUUGAAUUUUCAGAAUUGUUGUAGUGACCUUUUGGGGGUUUGGAUAAUAGGCUAAUAUUAGAGAUGAUGUGGUACCUCAUUCUAAUCAUGACGAUGUGGUACCUCAUGUAUUCUAAUCAUGACGAUGUGGUACCUCAUGUAUUCUAAUCAUGACGAUGUGGUACCUCAUGUAUUCUAAUCAUGACGAUGUGGUACCUCAUGUAUUCUAAUCAUGACGAUGUGGUACCUCAUGUAUUCUAAUCAUGACGAUGUGGUACCUCAUGUAUGCUAAUCAUGACGAUGUGGUACCUCAUGUAUUCUAAUCAUGACGAUGUGGUACCUCAUGUAUUCUAAUCAUGACGAUGUGGUACCUCAUGUAUUCUAAUCAUGACGAUGUGGUACCUCAUGUAUUCUAAUCACUUGCCUUUUUCCUUGACAAAGAUUUUGAGAAUGCCCGUAGCUGUUAGAAUCUGAAACGUCCCUUAAUUUUGAAACACCCUCUCAAUAAUCAGCAGGUUUAGCUGUUACAGGGGUCAUUCAAAGAAACAAGUCCCUUUUUGAGUAGUGUAACUUAAUCUAUGGGUAACAGGGUUGAUGUGUUAUGCCCAACCCACUGUUUGUCACCACAAAACACCAGAAAAUGGCCAAAAAGAGUAGAACCAGCUCACCUGCUUUUACACUGAUUUUGAUUAUUAGAUGUUCAAUGUUUCUUUUGAAAACAAAAAUAUUAUUAAAUAUUCACCUUAUUAAAACGAGAGUUCAGCUCACGUAACAGGAUUGAGCUUAAAAUGAGGGAAAUGUUUUUUAAAAAUUACCUUACAAUGAAUCACUAAUCACAUGAAAUGGAUAAUCUUCUGAAAUUACUUUGUCAAAGCAGCAAAAUUACUUUAGGGUUAAGUGGGUUAAAAUGUUCUGAGAAGUCAGAGUGCAGAGGGACAUGUCAAAAUGCUGAAUGUUGGCACUUUUAAGUCUUUAGUGAUAUACAAAAACAAGUGGAUUUAUUGAAUUUUCCAUGUGGUCUAUAUUAAAUGGUGUUUCAUUUAAUAUAGCAGGCUUUUAAAAUCCAAUAUUGGUGCAAAAUGUCUACUUAAAAUAUCAAAGGGAUGCAAAAGGGCCUCAUUUUGUAGAACUACCCUACAGCUGUGAACUUGUAUUUGUAAGGUUGAUUCAAGCUCCAUGUUAUAUCUUAAAAUGCACCUGUGUCAAUACUUCUGAGUAGUCAGAAUGCUUAUUGGUCUGAAGGUUUUAAUUGGGGGGAAUUAUUCAAUAUUCUGGAGGUAUUAAAAUAGUUGUCUUUUUAAAAACGUUAUUACUCAUGUAUCCUAUGCAAUGAAUUAACUGUGUGAGCUCUUUAAGACGAUUAAAAGAUUGACGGCAAGAUAAA